This is a messenger RNA of Pieris rapae (cabbage white), 948 nucleotides long. RefSeq lists its product as uncharacterized. The transcript has 4 exons. The record is from RefSeq and is a predicted model, not a curated record. The coding region runs from base 45 to 680 and encodes 211 amino acids. NCBI's taxonomy places the organism in Eukaryota, Metazoa, Arthropoda, Insecta, Lepidoptera, Pieridae.
UUAAACUAACCAGGGACUCGUUGCCCUGUUAUUCUCACUACAAGAUGUAUCGAUUCAUUAUCGUCACGUUUAUCGCGAGUGUCGCUGGACAGCUUCAGUUUGAAGGUGCCUGUGAUUUUAACUCUACAGAUUCUGUGACUAACUUAAAUGCAACCCAGCUUCAAGGCGAUUGGCACAUAUUACGAAGGAUUGCAAGUGAAAAUGAAACUGGACAAUGUGCUUUUAGCACUAUUUCAGGAGUCACUAAUAGCAACGGUGUAUUUUCCUCUGCUCAAUUUGAGAUUCGGCAAGUGGUAAACAAAAAAGUUGUCUCUAGAAAGGCGACUGUCACUACUGGGUCGGGAAACCAACUUGUUUUUACAUUCCCAGAUGAAACUUUCAGCGGCGUAGUAUUGGCUACAGAUAAUAUCGGAUACGUUCUGCUAUAUGGUUGUAAUAACUUACAAAAUGACACACGGAGAAAUGUAAGAGCAUGGCAGUUCAGUAGAUCAGACCAAUAUACGACAGCGCAGAGUACAGCUGUCAACGCAGCAGUCAACGCCAAUGCUGAUUUGAGAAAUGCUGUUUGGGAAACUUUGGGCUUCAACAAGACAGACUGCGAUACGUCGAGUGCUGUUACUAUAACAUCGCCUGUGAUAUUAUCCCUUGUAUUGUAUAGUUUAUUUGCUAAAUUAAUAUAAAGUCAAAUCUUAAAGGCCUAUUGAUAAGGCACUUUUAAAAGACAAAAUUGCAAGUCUACAAUAUUAAAAAAAUACUGGUUGCCCAAUGCCCAUAUAUAUAUAUACAUGAUGCUCACAUAUUCACGUUUAUUGCAACUAUGAGUUUUACAUUAUUUGUAUUAAAAAAAAAUAUGCAGUAAAACAGUGUGUGCGUUACGUCAGAACCAAAACAUUUAACCGAGUUGUGAUUGUGAAUUAUUUAUUAAUUAAUAUAUAAGUGUCUUGGUGA